GCUUGCUAGUGAUCGCAGUCAGUGGUGAGAACCGGAUCACAUCAGAGGUUCCUGUCUAUUACUGGAGACAUUAGAAUCAGUCAUAUCAGGUCAUCGUUCUCCUACUUCUCUCGGCCCAUCCUUAUCACCAGAAUGGCAUCCGUCUUCAAGCUGACGUCUUCAGUUUUGUGCAUGCUGAUGAUCCUCUCUUGGCCGGCGUCUUCGAAUUCGCAAGAGCGUCAGAUGGGAAGCGAGGAGAUAAUGUUAAAAACCAUGAUGGACAUGGUGAAGGAGAGGGUGAAGGAAGUCUCCUCAAACGAGCAUCUGAUAAAAGCGCUAGACAGUAUGGCAGUGGAUAUCACAACACCAGCAACUGGUGAAGAUUGUAAGAAGCUCACCUUCACUAGCCUAGCCUGCACUCUGGACUUCAUGAUCCCCAACAUAUCAAGUGAGAGGUUAAUGACGCACUUGGAUAAGACUGGCGCAGAGAGGUACCACUCUCUGCUGCAGGAUCUCCUGCCUGACCUCUUUGGCCCAUGCGCCUGUCAGAAGGUCAACAUCAGCACGGGCUGCCCACCAGAAAUGGAGAUGUUGAAAGAGAUCAUCGAAAUCUUCUGUCAACCGGAGACAAAGUCGUCUGAGUGAAGGACACCUCCUCACUGGCAGGGUGCUGUGGGUGACGCGCUCGUCACUGAAGCUAUCUGGUUAAGCAUCGUUGCCGCUGACCAGUAAAUAAUUGGAUGGGUUACAGUGUAGAUACAGUCUUUUUUACACAAAUACUCGCACACAGGAGAAUGAAGCUAUUAUUGACGUUUCGGUCCGGCUUGGACCGAAACGUCGUCAUUAGUUUCAUUCUCCUACGUGCUGGUAUUUGUGUAGUGUUCCAUUCACGGAAUUGUGCCUUUUUACUCUUAGCAGUCUCUAUCCGGCUUCCAAUUCGUAGCACGGGAUGUACAAUAAUGAUUUAAAAAAAAAUACAUUGUCGUUGCACUUUGCAAAUAAACACUUGAAAUUA
Molecule: messenger RNA, 994 nt
Organism: Cherax quadricarinatus
Lineage: Eukaryota; Metazoa; Arthropoda; Malacostraca; Decapoda; Parastacidae
Source: RefSeq, a predicted model, not a curated record